Molecule: messenger RNA, 370 nt
Organism: Paraglomus occultum
Lineage: Eukaryota; Fungi; Glomeromycota; Glomeromycetes; Paraglomerales; Paraglomeraceae
Source: the annotation of a GenBank genome assembly
CCAAGCCUAUGAAAGUGAGCCCGCUGACAACACUAUAGUUGAACAGAAAGAUUAUUUGUGCGUAGGGAUGCACUUUCUCCGAGAAUCAAUCCAUAUGCAAACAUGUGGUAACGAAGAGGAAGAAACCGACUAUGAUGGUAACGAAGAAACGGAGGAUAGAGACUGGCACGAAGGGACUCCCCAGCCAUCUGAACGAAUACCAAGACCUAUUGACGGUAUAAUGACAGUAAGAAGUUACAUUGAAAUUGAUUCCGGUUUAGAGACUAAAAUGCUCGAUGAAGAAGAAAUUAUUGCAGCAGUCCACGAAGCACCUUCAGAUAUGACGAGGAAGAAGACGCGAGUCCACCAAUAUCAAAUAAAGUUGCUUUAG